Messenger RNA from Notechis scutatus (mainland tiger snake), 849 nucleotides. The record is from RefSeq and is a predicted model, not a curated record. Lineage: Eukaryota; Metazoa; Chordata; Lepidosauria; Squamata; Elapidae.
AUGGUAGUCUUCCAAGAGUUAAGAGCCUGUCCCAAAGGAGAAGGGCUCAACCUAACCUCCCACACCCCUGAGGGCAAGACAAGAAGCAAUAAACGGAAGAUCGUUAAAACCUCGCUGCUCAUCCCUUCUCCUGUUCUCCUCUCCCCAGGCCCUGCUGCAGGUCUUGUGCUGUCUACACCCUCGUUCCCAGUUUCUGUCUCCCAUGGAGAGACCGCCUUCCUUCUGGUCUCGUUGAAUUUCUCUUCUUCGGUGCCCACCUACUUCCAGAUCCGAUGGCGUUUCAUCACCGGCCCAUGGCCGGUGUUGAUUGUGAAAGCUGAUAACUGCAAGGGUGCCCAUCAGUGGUGGGAUGCUUGCGAGACCACAGUGGCCAAAUCAGAGAGAUACAGGCACCGAGCAGAGUGGUCUUCUGAAGGCGCUUCGCUGAUAUUACAGGAUGCCAGAGUAGAAGAUUCGGGAAUUUAUGAAAUCAAGGUGCUGGCUUUGGGUGUCAGAUUGUCAGCCAACAUCAAUCUAACUGUGAUCAAUGAAACCAGCACUCCUCCGUUGAAUGCUACUGCCUUUGAUGAUCAGAGAAGUGGGGUCUCUUCCAGCAAAAGCAGAAUUGGCCUUUCUGGCCACCUGGGUUGUGUUGGUUUUCCAGCUCCAGUCUCUUUGAAGGUGGGAUUUGGCCGAGACUAUACGGUGCCCAAUAUCAUCCGACUGAGCUUAGCUGGAUUGAUUCUCUGUCUCCUUGGAUUCAUCAUAGCAGAGAAUGUUGCUUCCUGUUACACCAGACAGCGAGAAGCAGGGGUGCAUCAGAUGGAAACUCCCUUCUCCUCCUCUUCCUUCUCGGUUCCUGAUUUGUGA